This is a messenger RNA of Harpegnathos saltator (Jerdon's jumping ant), 3746 nucleotides long. Its product is annotated as putative fatty acyl-CoA reductase CG5065. The transcript is spliced from 7 exons. Gene Ontology annotation, molecular function: alcohol-forming very long-chain fatty acyl-CoA reductase (NADP+) activity. Lineage: Eukaryota; Metazoa; Arthropoda; Insecta; Hymenoptera; Formicidae. Bases 879 to 2381 code for a protein of 500 amino acids. Gene Ontology annotation, biological process: long-chain fatty-acyl-CoA metabolic process. Gene Ontology annotation, cellular component: peroxisome. The record is from RefSeq and is a predicted model, not a curated record.
UGUAUAAUGGAGUGGAAAGCAUUAUAAACUUCCUAUUUUUAACUUGCAGUCUCUCAGAUUAAUCACCGUCAGGAGAAGAUAUCGCUGAUAUAUUUAGCUAAUACUCAGAAAAAUAAAGUUCGAUCUCGCGAACCUUCCGUGCACGUAACGAUUUUUCGGACAAUCGGACCGAUGAUUUCGAGUCGUCUCGCUUUUUGGACGUAUAUUUACGCCGACAUUCGAAAUAUUAAGCUAACGAGCCUAUAAGUAAUGGAUCGAUUGACUGACUCGCGGUAUUUGUCCGACGUUCGGAGGAAAUCCUUAUCUAACAUUUUCAAACUCGCCGGACGUGAGAGAAAUUAAUUUUAUACUAUGUGAUAAAAAUAUUGAGUUGCCACAGGUAUAUGGUUUGCCACCAAUGGAACUCGAUCCCGCCACUACAACCCGACGAAGAAGUGUAGUAGGAGAAAGUGAGGGAGCCUGAGACCCUGAGAAUCCGUAAUCUCUGUCGCACACAAACCUUCGCGGGUUGCAUCGUGCGGGACAAAGACGAAGUCAACGAGCUCAGAAAUGACCGUACGGCCGUGUAAAAGGAUAAAGUCGGAGUCAUUGGAGGAUUUGCGUUCAGUCCGUGCUAUCGAUUGGGACGAUAUGGACCGAUAGAAGAAAAUCCCUCUCCGCACGUAACGUCGAGCCGCUUUAGUAUGCUAUUUUUUCCGAACGCAAAUAGAGAGUCCAAAUUUGCGAGGAUUGAGAGACCAGUGGUGUGAAUUGCGGUCGUUAUCUGUUCAUUCGGAUUCAUUAUCUAACCGAUUCUUUGCCGUUGCAUUUUUUCUGACGUGCGGCAAUUUGCUGGAAUUUCGGAUACUGAGCCAACGAUUUUCAUAGUUCUUUCGAAAAUGGCCACAGAACCGCCGUCGAUAGCUGAUUGGUUCGCCAAGAAGAACGUUCUCGUCACCGGAGGCACCGGAUUCAUGGGGAAGGUUCUAAUUUCGAAAUUACUGCUGAGCUGUCCCGACUUGGACAAUAUAUUUGUGAUAAUAAGGAAGAAGAAGGGCGUUGAUUCGCAAACAAGGUUACACCUCAUGCUGCAGCAAGAGCCAUUCAGGAACCUCAGGGAAGAGUAUCCGGAGCGGCUGAAGAAACUCACGGCCAUCGUCGGCGAGACGACUGUACAGGGGCUCUCUCUGUCCGACGCGGACAAGGAACUCCUUUUGAGUCGGGUCUCCGUCAUUUUUCACAUGGCCGCUGACAUCAGGUUCGAUCAGUCACUGAAAGCCGCCGUCAAGACGAACGUCGCGGGCGUUGUGAACAUCGUGGCGUUUGCAAAACAGAUGCCUCUUCUCGAGUCGUUUAUACACGUUUCGACAUCUUUCUGCCAAUGCGGCGAAUCGGUGCUGGAGGAGCGCGCUUAUCGAACUUCUGUCGCACCGGAGAGCAUCAUUGCAAUGGUCAAUACAAUGACGAACGAGGUGCUAGAGAUAAUGACGCCGAAAUUGCUGGGCAGUCAACCGAACACGUACGCCUACAGCAAGGCGCUCUGCGAGGACGUGGUGUCGGGAUGUGGACUACCAGCAGGAAUCAUACGGCCAUCGAUAGUGGUGGCGUCAUUGAAGGAACCAGUGCCCGGCUGGGUGGAUAAUUUACACGGACCAACCGGACUGAUAAUCGGCGCGGGUAAGGGAGUCAUACGAUCUAUGCUCUGCAAUGCGAACUUGAUGGCCGAUCUCUUGCCCUGCGAUAUAGCCAUCAAUGCGACAAUCGCACUAGCAUGGCAGGUCGGCUUGAAGAAGCCCGUCGAGCCGUUGUUUCUCAAUGUCACGAUAAACCAAGAGAAUUCGAUCUCCUGGAGCGACGCUCUGGAAACCGGCAGGAAGCACACACUCGCUAAUCCGUUCUCGCAGCCGCUCUGGUAUCCUGGUGGAAAUUUCACUUCCUCGAGAAUCCGCCAUUGGUUCUCCGUCUUGCUGUUGCAUCUUAUACCCGCUUACUUGCUGGACACUAUAUUUAUCAUCACCGGCAAUAAGCCCUUCCUCGUACGGGUGCAAGCCAGAGUGAAGUCCGGCUUGAACUUGCUUCAAUAUUACACCACGAAGCAAUGGAUAUUCCGCAAUGACAAUCUGCGUGAUCUGCAAGGCCGACUAUGUCCUGCGGAUAAAGAAACGUUCUACAUGGACACGAACAUCAUCCAUUGGGAUGAGUAUAUCUUGACAUACAUCUUAGGUACAAGGCAAUACUGUCUGAAGGACGAUCCCUCGACGCUGCCACGUGCGAGACAGGUUCUCAUGUACCUAUACUUCGCCGACUGUUUGCUCAAAAUAUUACUCGGGUGUUUCAUUAUUUGGUUAAUGUAUACCUGGAUGAACUCCGCUAAGUCCAUCAUGGCGAUGCUAGUCGAGUGAAUGAGUACGAAGAAUAUAAAGCCUUACACAUAAAGCCUUGCUAAUUGUAACGUCCAAAGGUAAAGGAGAAGAGCAGCGAAAGGGGAAUACGAAUUGCGCGCUGUAAAACAUGUUUUUACCGAGCCUGAACCUUUCUGACUUUCCCGAACUCGCUUUCGGCGACCUUGUGCUAAUUCCGCGCGUAUUUAAACAGCGGAAUAACAGCGGUCGCGCAUAUUGACGCAACUUGUCAACGAAAAGAAAUGUGCCAAUAUUCCAGUACUUGACAUACACUGUAUUGUACUAUAGUAUACUAUUUCUACAUAUCCUAGAGUUAUAUAUACGCUGCACUAAUAUCGUGAUAACGAUGUAAGAUCUGUAAAGUGCCUGAUCUGUAAAGUGUAUGAUGUUCCACUUGAUAUUUACUCAUUUCCUUUAGAACUUGUGCUUCAAACGAACAAUAUCGAUGCGUUACGUCAAGCUUCGUUCGCUCGACGAUGUAGCGAAUAUAAUAAGAUUUAAUGAGUCUCAUGGUUUAGCAAGGUUCAGCGAGGUACUUUCUCCGAGUCGAGACAAAUUUUAUGGAGGAAAACACGCUCCGUUAGAGCGAACAGCGAUUUUUUUCAGUCACCAUCUAAGUGUGAAGUUGCUCGAAUUGAGGAACAACUUCACAACGCUUCAAUAUAAUGCACACUUUAUAUGUUUUAAUUGUAAGAUUUUUGUUUAAGGUUUUUUAUUUUGCUACGUCAUUCGUGUAAUAAUGGUAUGGGAGAACGUUGCGUACAUUUUGUUAAAUCAAGUGAAAAUCAAGUAAAAAAUCGUACGCUCUGUAGGCUAAGUACAUUUCAGAAAGAAAGAAAAACGGAAUAAAAGUUCUAAAUUGAUUUUAAAUUGGAUUUAGUUGAGAUAACCUCCUUCCUAUUUUCUCGUCUCUUUUCUUCGUGUUUCCCCGAGCUGUCUUUGACUUCCUGCGAAGCGACGUGAAAGCGCUAAAAGAACACAACCGUCUGCAAUGAAGUGAGAGACAAAAUCCGUAUUCUAAACUCUCUUUCUCUUAUCGAUAAACGGCGGUUACGAUUUAAACGGCACGACAAGUGGGAUUUUAUUCCGAGCGCUUGUUUUAUCGAAAUUUCCUCAGGUAAAUCAGUAAACGCAAAUGUGAGACCUGUUCUGCAUGUGUUUAAUGCUUCUUGGGUCACUUCUUUGGAUAUUUCGGACACCCGUUAAUUCCCGUUAAUCGUGCUAGCUGGAUUAAAAUAGACGACUUAAGGUAGAAGCUCAACAUGCCGCCAUUAUGUAUAAAUAUGGCACUAAAUAUGCUCUCAGGCGCAUUUAGUGGCUCUAUCAGCAGAGCGACAAUAUAACAAAUAUGCUAUAAAUAAAGUU